This is a messenger RNA of Nematostella vectensis (starlet sea anemone), 2627 nucleotides long. RefSeq names its product coiled-coil domain-containing protein 175. Bases 121 to 2523 code for a protein of 800 amino acids. The transcript is spliced from 29 exons. NCBI's taxonomy places the organism in Eukaryota, Metazoa, Cnidaria, Anthozoa, Actiniaria, Edwardsiidae. The record is from RefSeq and is a predicted model, not a curated record.
UUGCCGAGGGAGACCACAGUUUACUUUCCAAUAUGGCGGACGACACCACAAAAAUUAACACACAACAAGUGAUUUAGGACGAAAAAUCGCUGUCUGAAUUAUAUAUUGCAGCAUUCAAACAUGUUAUCUCAGGGCUCGCAGUCUUCGGAGCUGGCGGCUAUGGUCACAAAUGCAGUUGAAAAGCUUCAAACUCUCGGUGAAGCUAUGAAAGCUGAUAAAUGUGAUGCAAUGAAGUCCGCCGAAGUCCAGAAUGUGAUAUUUGCCGUCAAAGAACUUGAGGCAGAGAGAACUCGUCUUCAUGAAAUACUGGAAACAGAGACUAUCAAAGCCAGUGUGCUUAGGUACAAAUUACAGUAUUACCCUUUGGAUAUUCGCAAAGAGAUUCAAGUUGCUGUGGCAUCUGCAAGACAGUCAAAUGAAGCAGAGAUCAAACGUCUCAAGGAUCAACUUGAGACAAUUCAUAAGAAUAUUAAUGCAUUAGAGAGCAAGCAGCAGGAUUUAGAAACUGAAAACUCAAAACUACAGCCUGCUAGAGAUGCCAUGCAGACUGGGCAUGAUGAGAUCAUUGCUUUACUCAACCAAAAAAUGGCAGACAAAGCAAGCAAACAGAUAACAUUAAAUGAGACAAGAGAUCACUUGAGGGAGACUUACAAGCGGAUUAUUGAUCUUGAGGACUCAAUUGUCCAGCUAAAGGAAGACCUUGUACAUGAGAGAGAAAUGGCCAGACAGGAGAAAGAAAAUCUCCAGCAGUCAGUGGUUGACACUCAGAAGAAGGUGGAAGAUCAAAGAGUAACAAAUGCAUUUAAGCGAAAAGAAAUAGAAAAGUUACAAGAAGAACUGGUCGAUAGUGAGUCAUCCCUUGACACAAGAAAAAAGGCUAUAAGAAAGUUUGAGACAUCAAGAUCCAAGCUAGAAGCACAGGAGGUUCAGUUAAAUCGACAGCUGCAAAAAGAAAUACGGGACAACUCUGCCUUGACACAGGAAGGAAUGAAGAUUGUCAAAGAACACAAUGAGCUGCAAGAAAAGCUGAUGUCUCGUAAGGAUGAGUUACAAAACACGCUCAAUCAGGUUUUGGGUAACCUUUCCAAGCUUGACGAAGAAGACAAGGAAAUAACAGCAGAAAAGAACUCGCUCAACAGAGAUUUAGAGAAUGCUCUGGAGGUUAAGGAAAAAGACGCUGAAGUUGUUAGGGAUUAUGAAAGAAGGUUGUUACGCUGUAAAGAAGCUUUGAACCAGAAGAACUCUGAAUGUGCCAGGAUAAAAAGAGAGAAUGUAGAGCUUGAGUCAGAAAUCGAACAGCUGAAAGAGAGCCACCAGGCAGCUGUAGAGGUUUACAACAAGCAAAUUGAUGAGUCAAAGACUUCUUUGAACGCAGAGCGUAAAGACAGGCAAGUCCUUCAGACCAAGAGAGACCAUGUUACCAAGGAGUCCAAUGAAUUCAAGUCUGAUUACGGCAAGUACAUGGCCUCCAUGUCCAAGAAAGUCACUGAAGGGAAGCAAGAGCAUGCAAGGCUUACAGAAUAUGGCACUAAGCUACAAAAGGACCUUAAGCAGGAUGAGCUGGACAUCAUCAGUAAACAGAAGCAGCUGAAGAAAGCUAAGCAAGACUACACAGGUUUACAGAAGAAGCUUAAAGUAGAGCUCAAAGGGUUACAGGAAAGUAUUGGAAGACUAGAGAAAGACAAAGGCAAUAAAAAGGAAAUCAUCGAAGAUAAAACGCCCGUUUUUAAGGAUCUCGAGGCACAGUUCAAGGAAAGAACAGAAGAAUUUGAAAAGAUGAAAAAAGACGUUGUAGGUUUGAAAAACAAGAAAUCGAGCUUAGAGACAUCUGUUCAGCGCGCUGAAAAGGAUCUUGAGAAGAUGGCCGGUCCUCAGACCCAACUUCGUGAGCAGUUGCGCUUGUGUCGAGCAGAGGCCAUCGGUCAGCUCAAAAGGCACUCAGAAAGUAUACAACACAUCGAGAAAGACAUCUUUACUUCCGGUCAGAAACUUGGUGCCGUGCUCAAGGAGAACCACAGACUUAAGGAGGCCAUCAAGAAACUCCAGGCAGAUCUAGUCAUUAUCAGCGGACAGAUGAGCGCUAAUGAUGUCACGCAAGAAGCGCUGGACAAGCAGUUGGUUGACUUUAGAGAUUUACUAAAGGAAGGCUGGACCGAAGACUUAAAGUUAGACAAGGAAUUCGCUGAACGAGAUAUCAAGUUGCUUACCAACAUAGAGAGGCUACAGAAAGAGACACAGAUCAGGGAAGAAAAGAUCGAUGUGAUUCAUCAACAGCUUGAAGAGCAACUUGGGGUGCUGGCAAACUUUAUGGAUGGAAUUGCUAGUCUUAGACCUAAAGAUACUGCUCAGUCUAACAAGAGGUAUGGGAAAGGUGAGAAUGACAAUUCAAAAGAGCAAAUCGAUGAUGGAAUGGCUUCCCCUCCAUUACAAAGAAAGACACAGACUUUACCAGAAAACCCUGCAAGUACGGCUGAAGAUUCAGAAAACCCAGAACCAUCGUCACAACCCUCUAAAACCAGCUAACCCCUCAAAAAUGCAUUAAUGAAAAAAGUAAAAUUCUGUAAAUAUUAUGUAUUAAUAUUUGUACAUUUAAAAAACGUUUUUUAUUAAAAAUGUUAUUCCAGAAA